Messenger RNA from Phanerochaete carnosa HHB-10118-sp, 1722 nucleotides. RefSeq lists its product as uncharacterized. The coding region runs from base 51 to 1475 and encodes 474 amino acids. Gene Ontology annotation, molecular function: mRNA binding. The record is from RefSeq and is a predicted model, not a curated record. NCBI's taxonomy places the organism in Eukaryota, Fungi, Basidiomycota, Agaricomycetes, Polyporales, Phanerochaetaceae. Gene Ontology annotation, cellular component: ribonucleoprotein complex; cytosol; Ubp3-Bre5 deubiquitination complex. The transcript has 4 exons. Gene Ontology annotation, biological process: protein deubiquitination; ribophagy.
CCAGCACCCUUGUCUGUUAAUUUACUCUUCUCGCCUCUGCACGCACCAUCAUGACCAACCAAUCCACCGUCAAUCCUUCUGAAGUCGGCUGGCAAUUCGUUCCCCAAUACUACACGUUUGUCAACAAGCAACCUAAUCGCUUGCACUGCUUCUACACAAAAGCGUCGACCUUUAUUCAUGGUACUGAGGGUGAGGACGGGAAGCCUUGCUAUGGCCAGCAGGAGAUUCACACGAAAAUCACUUCAAUCGGCUUCCAGGAUUGCAAAGUUUUUAUCCAUUCAGUAGAUGCCCAGUCAUCUGCGAAUGGUGGUAUCAUCAUUCAAGUUAUCGGCGAGAUGUCCAACAAGGGAGAGCCAUGGAAGAAAUUCGUCCAGACGUUCUUCCUUGCUGAGCAGCCAAACGGUUACUUCGUUCUGAAUGACAUCUUCCGCUUUUUGAAAGAGGAGACCGUUGAAGACGAGCCGGCUGACGAGGCGGAGCCGGUCACCGAUGUCCCAGCUGUACAGGAACCACCACCCGCCCCCGCCACUCCUGCGCCCGCUCCACCGCCUGUGGCGGAGCCUGAACCCACACCUGAGCCGGCUCGGGAGCCAACUCCCCCGCCGUCUCCCUCACCUGAACCUGAGGAGCCUGAAUCUCCCGCUGUCAUCGAGCCUGCUGUUGAGCAGCAGCCUAACGGCGAGCCUUCCCAAGACGUAGAGCCCUCCGCACAGCCUCCAGCGCCCUCGAUUCAGGAAGCACCUGCUGCCUCCCCUUCUCCUGCCGUGACCCCCUCUCCUGCUCCCACUGCAUCUCCUGCACCACCUGCACCUGAAUCUGCUGCCCCUUCACCUACGCCGCAACCUGCUGUCGCUGUUGCUGCGCCCGCACCUAUCCAGCCAACGCCUGCUACUCCAGUUCGUAAGACCUGGGCCAACUUGGCUGCUGCUGGUAGUAACAGGUGGGGUGCUGCCGUCGCGCAGGAGGCGAAGGGUGUCAGCGAGGCACCUGUUUCUUCUAGCAGCCCCGCUCCCACUACACCCCAUUCGCCUGCCCCUCGCGGCCAGAACCGGCCACAUCCUUUGUACAUCCAAGCCAGCACUGCUCCCACUCCUGAGUGCUUCGUGAAGGGUGUUGUGGAUCCCAUUACCGACGCUGCUUUGAAGAACACCUUGACUCAACGCUUUGGUCCCAUCAAAGAAAUCGAGAUUGUGCGGAAUAAGGCCUGUGCCUUCCUCGAGUUCACUACCCUCGAAGCGGCCCGACGGUGCCUCGUCACGUCGCUUCCACGAAACGCUGGCGGCGAGGGCGGUAUCCGCAUCGGCGACCCCAACGACAGCCAGACACCGAUCAUUUACGUCGAGAUCCGCAAGGAGCGCGGUGACCGCCCGCCACCUCGCGGACCACCGGUUAACGGCGGCGACCGUGGACGCGGAGGCUUUCGCGGAGGCGGGCGUGGUGCGCCGCGGGGGCGGGGUGUGCCUCAGCAGAAGUGAGGAGUGAGAGUGCUGGGGAUGUUGGUAGCCUCGACGUAGGGUGUGUUGCGUGAGCGGGGGUUUGGGCAUAUGCGGUCCUCCCGGCCUGGGUCGCCUUUCAUGAGCCCAGCCGGAGGCGGUGGCUCUGUCCUCCUAAAAGUAUCCGAUUUUUUGCUGUUACUGUUACUUACAGUCUGACGUGAUGUUGUAUCCAUUCGUUGUCGUCGCUUUGUUAUGUCGCACUUGAUAUGACAGCUUUCUCGCGUUC